GCAAUUACAAUAAUAAUGAUAAUAAACUUUGUUAGACUUAGUGACAGUAGGGCUAAGUAAACAAAGAUAGUAAAUAGUUUUAACAGGGAAACUAUUGAUCGUUUGACUGUUAAUGGUUUAAAUAUUCAUCAAAAGAUAGAUACGGAAAUGAUAAUUGGGAGAGGCGCAGCAUGAUAAGAUAAAAUGUAUAAAUUGCUAUCAAAUGUAAUCAAUAGAAUGAUAGAAACAGAUAUAAAUCCUGUGUUUCCACCGUCUAACAUAGGUAACUCAGUUUCCGUUGUAACUAAGACAUAAACAAAAUCAGAGUCAUAGAUUAUACAGUGUUCGUCUGCUCAACAGUACUGGUGUUAACGAAAACACGUUUCUUACGUGCAGUCUUAGGUUUAGUAAGACGUUUGUUCCAAGGGAUUUGUAGUUCCAGGGCCAAUGUUGAUCACAUAUGUGAUCUGAUGGAUAUAUAUCCAUCAGAUUUCUUUUAGUUUGUGCGGAGUUAUCGAUAUAUGAACAGGUUAGUUUUUAAUCGAAGGGCGAAGGUUUACAAUCAGUUACCACGUGUAGGACACUUAAACGGAUUAAUUUCCAAACCAAUGCUAUCAAUUGGUAUUUUGUCAGAAAUACUGAAACUGUAAAUCCACAUAGGCCUCUGAAUCUUGCAAGUCACAUUGUUUAGUAUUUAUUAUUUCAAAUACAUGUCGAAACUAUGAGUGAUAAGCAAACAAAAUCUAUGGAAGAGGGUAUUGAUUCAUGUGCUUAAAAAUCUUCAAGAUGGAUUAGAAUAUUCCUGUAUAUACACGGAGCAGAAAACGAGGGAUCUUGACAGCAAAAGCAUUGAGACAGGUCACAGGGUUGGUUUUAUUAGGAGCUUCUAAGUGUACAUUUAAAAAUACUUUGUGUUCACGAAUCGACAACUGCACCUGUGAUAAUAUGGUAUGGCAACUCCAACCGAUGUUCGACGUUGUUACUGACUGACUUGGUGUUCACCGUGAGUCUGGCCUAACAAUCCUUCAUCUACUUCAAAAUCUGCAAUGGUAUAACAAUUUACUAGUUAUGUUUUGCAUUGUUACUUGUGUUCCUAUUUAUCACUGUGUAUUUGUUCAACAUUUUUCCAAUGAAGUACGUUUCAAGGCAUACGUGUUAUCAGACUGUUCAAAUGUGUUGUGAAAAUGCAUCACAUGUAUCUGGUUAAUUCCGUCUUCUCAUUUCUCCCCACGCAUCAACUAAGCGCUAUGUCUUUCGCACUCCAGUAGCUUCCUUGGGAUUCCUUGUGUUGGCAGAUUAAAUGGAGCUGUUUCUGUGGCCAUACAUUAUUUAAUUGUUUCGAAAUAAAAAUAUAGUAAAUUGCUUGCAACUCAUAAACAUUUUUUGUACUCGGUUUUUAACCACACUCUGAGAGCUAGAUAUACUACUGAGGUACGUAAACAGAAGUAUAUAUAGUUCAAAACUCCUACUUAUUUGUUAAAAUUCAAGUCCUCUAACCAUUAAGUCACAGAUCAAACAUUGACUUCAAAAAAAAGUAAUGGGAGGUUCGUGUUAUCAACCAGUAUCACUUACCAUCCUUUUUUAUUUAUCGUUGUGUUUAGUAAAUCAAACUCGUCAUGGUUGUUGAGUAUCACUUUCCUUUUUCAGAUAGUUUUCUAUUCAAGUACAUUUAGACCUAUUAUGCUAUUUACUACUAGCUUUAAUAGACCAUAGUUGUAAGGUAGAACGGAACGUCUUACUGAUUUUUAUACCCAUCCAUCGAUGGGCAGUCAAACAUUUCACUGCUCUAAAACUUGCACGCACUAAGGAGCAUUUAGUUAAGCUUAGUGAAUAGCAUUCACUAAACCGUUAUGAAUAUGUGCAAAAUUGAUAAGAAUACUUUAACAUGUUAGUCUCAAGUAUAUUCAUGAAUAAAAUCGUCAUCUAUCUUUAUAUUUUUAGACUAAUUGAUUAAUAAAUUCAAAUGAACGGUACUACUCAGCCUGACUUUAAAGAAUUCAUCAAAUUACACGAUGAUCAACUAAGAGCAAGUGGAAUUCCUGCUCACUUUUGGCGUAGACUACACGAGAAACUUUUACAUGAGAUAUAUGAUGCUAACACAAGUGUUAUGAUGCAACAGAUUGAAUAUACAAAUGACGACGAAGGUGAUAAUGAAAUUGGAAGCGAAGAGUUGACUGUUAAUCGUGACUGGGAUAUUUUAGUUUGUAGUGAUCAACUUUUAGUAUCAGAUAGUAAUAAUAUAUUUCUCGUUGACCAUGCGUGGACUUUUGAUGUACAAUCUAUGAAAGAGUGCUUACUUCAACUUCCUAGUCUCUUAGAACGAAUGGCUUCAUUAAUGAAUAUAAAUACUUUAAAUCAACUAAAUGAGGAUAUCGCUUCAAAUAUUUGUAAAAAUGUAUGGAAAUAUUGUCGAUAUUACAAAUUAUCAACACAGGAGAAUAUGUCAUUGUUAUCACAAGUACCUGAGUUACAACAAAUAAUGUGGUAUGUAUUGGAUGAAGUUGGAUCACGUAUUCAACAUUCUGAUGAGCCUACAGCUCGUAUGGUACCAUUUUACUAUGUACCACGUAACUUAUGUUACUCUGUGUUCUGGCCUAUUAAAGAUUUACAAAAAAAUGAUAGUAUUACAAUUGAUUAUGUAGAACAUGUAAAAAAUCCUGAAUUACGAUCUUAUUAUUUAUUACCAUGGGAACCAGAGGAUUUUUCCAAUGAACCUAUUGAACAUACAUACAUUUUUACAGAUGAAUAUUUUACAUCUCAUCGAGUACAAGAAACAUUACCAAUAUGUCAAAUGAAUGAACCAAUUAAACGAGAAUAUUUUACUGUCUAUACGGAUUGGUAUCAAGUUAAACAAUAUUUAACUCAUUCACAAUUUACUUUUGUUGAUUCACCAGAUAAAGCUGAUAUUAUUUGGAUGUAUACACAUUUCAAGAAUUUUGAACGAUUAUCUGUAGACAGUCCAAAUACGUAUAUUAAUCAGUUCCCUGGUGAGCACGUCAUCACUGUUAAGGAUUAUCUAGCUAGUUUAGCGGCUAGUAUAGCUAAGGAAACCUAUUUACAACAAUCAAACGAUUUAAUGCAUGGUAAUGAUGAUACUGAUGAAAAACUCUCAACCAAUUGGUAUCCAGUUACAUUUAACUUAGUGUAUGAACUUCCACAAUUUUGUGCUUAUUUCCAAUCGAAUUAUAAUAAAAUCAUUAGUACUAAUGAUGAAGGUGGGAGAAAUGAUAAACAUAAUAUAUGGAUAUUGAAGCCUUGGAAUCUUGGUCGAGGUGUGGGAAUUGUGAUUACUGACAAUUUGGAUAGAAUAAUAAAAACUUGUGAUAUUAACCCAAUGAUCGCUAGUCGAUAUAUCACAGAUCCUGUUUUAUUUUAUCGUAACGACUUACAAGCUAAUGUGAAAUUUGAUAUACGCUAUGUGGUAUUAUUACGUUCUGUCAAACCGUUAAUUCUGUACACAUAUAAAGUAUUUUGGCUUCGAUUUGCAAAUAAACCAUUUAUUUUAGACGAUUUCGACUCAUAUGAUCGACAUUUCACAGUUAUGAAUUAUCGUUCAGCUGACAGUUUGAAACAAAUACAUUGCGAUGAAUUUGUUGAAUUGUUCGAUAAACAAUAUCCAGAUCACAAAUGGUCAACAAUUGAGUUAAAAAUACAUCGACUUCUAGUUGAAAUUUUUCAAGCAGCCACAAAAUAUCCACCACCACGUGGUCUAACUCAUAAUGUCCAAUCUCGAGCAUUAUAUGCUGUUGAUAUACUAUUGGAAUGGCGUUCAAAUGGAUAUGCUUUAUCUAAUCAAAAAGAUAUAUAUCCUGUAGUAUGUGAAGUGAAUUUUUCACCAGAUUGUGAAAGAGCAUGUCUUUAUCAUUCGAACUUUUUCAAUGAUGUAUUUUCAUGCCUAUUCCUAGAUCAAUCAUCUGAUUUAUGUAACACACACAAACUGACAUAA
Schistosoma curassoni is the source of this 3925-nucleotide messenger RNA. NCBI's taxonomy places the organism in Eukaryota, Metazoa, Platyhelminthes, Trematoda, Strigeidida, Schistosomatidae. The record is from the annotation of a GenBank genome assembly.